This is a messenger RNA of Ixodes scapularis (black-legged tick), 825 nucleotides long. RefSeq names its product E3 ubiquitin-protein ligase MARCHF3-like. NCBI's taxonomy places the organism in Eukaryota, Metazoa, Arthropoda, Arachnida, Ixodida, Ixodidae. Bases 1 to 825 code for a protein of 274 amino acids. Gene Ontology annotation, biological process: protein ubiquitination. The transcript has 4 exons. The record is from RefSeq and is a predicted model, not a curated record. Gene Ontology annotation, molecular function: zinc ion binding; ubiquitin-protein transferase activity.
AUGGUGUCUGAACAGCCCGAGGUUGCCACCGAUAACCUGGACGCAAGCAGCUUGAGCUCUUCCACCAAGGCGCACCACAACCACCAGACAUGCAAUGCACAGGCGGACAUCUGCCGCAUCUGCUUCUGCGGAGUCAGCACGGAAUCGCUUUUGGCUCCAUGCAAGUGCAAAGGCUCUCUGGCCAAGGUGCACAAGACGUGCCUGGAGACGUGGCUGGGCAACCAGGCGAUCGACCAGUGCGAGAUCUGCAAGUUCCACUACGUGACGGCGCGGAGGCCCAAAGGUUUCCACGAGUGGCUCAUAAACUCGAGCACGCGGGAGGACAAGCAGAACCUUAUCGGGGACAUGGUGGCCCUGUUGCUGCUCACUCCCCUGGUGGUGUUCAGCCUCUGGCUGUGCACCGAGGGCGCCAUCCAGUUCAGCCACGAGGGCUUUCCGACCUGGGAGAGCGCCGGCCUCGUCUUCAUCACCAUCGUGCUCUUCGUCGUGUUCUGCGUCUGGGUCACGUUGCUGUACAGGUACCACUACACAAUCUGGAAGCAGUGGCGGUCCCAUAACUUCCACGUGAACCUGCUAGUGAAGUCGAACGCCCCGCCCGUCUCUGAGGAGGUGCCGCUCCCGCCAGUGGCGCAGCAGGAUGCUGAGACAACCUCCCAGGGGGACAGGGAGGAAGUUCCAAGCGUGGUCGUGGAGGGUGUACCGGACGUCCGGAACGACGUCGACGUGCCGGCGGAGAGGUCGAUCGAGUCGCCGUCGUCUUCGCCCAAAGAGUCUCCGCCGAAGUCCUCAAGUAGCACGCUCAUCAUCUACACCGAACCCGCGUGA